This is a messenger RNA of Trichomonas vaginalis G3, 291 nucleotides long. RefSeq lists its product as uncharacterized. The coding region runs from base 1 to 291 and encodes 96 amino acids. The transcript has a single exon. Lineage: Eukaryota; Parabasalia; Trichomonadida; Trichomonadidae. The record is from RefSeq and is a predicted model, not a curated record.
AUGGAAAAUGAAGAAGAUAAAGAUAUGGUUAUGUUGCAUUUAGUCAGAAGAAACAACAAAAGCUUUUACGACCUUGCUAAGAUUUACAAAUCUGACAGAAAUUGGUUCUAUCGCGAAAACUUACCGAUUUCAAUGACCCCAAAUGAAGAUGUGAAACAAAUAGUUCAAGAUACUUUACCUCAAACACACUAUGAUAUUAAAGGUUGUACAAUUCUUACCUUCAAAGAAGAUUUGCCAUUGUUAAAGGAAAAAAUAACAGAGUAUUUUGACAACUUCAAACAAGCAGAGUAA